Messenger RNA from Nezara viridula (southern green stink bug), 3109 nucleotides. The record is from the annotation of a GenBank genome assembly. Lineage: Eukaryota; Metazoa; Arthropoda; Insecta; Hemiptera; Pentatomidae.
CUCAAAUUCUUAAUCUGAAAGGUAGUGCCUUUAGGUAGGCACCCGCUAUUACGACCUACCUGACUGUUUAUCACAAGAAUAAUUCAAGCAAAAGAUAAAAGAAAACCUUUCUUUAGCAGAAAAAAUUAAUUAACUCUUAUAUCGAUUUUAAUUUGAUUUUAUAAGUAAAAAUAUUUUUUGCGUUGAAACUUUAAUACAAUGUAUGUGCUAGAAUUUUUUGUUCUAUAUAUUAAGGAGAAACAUAAUUAUAUAUUUUAAUGGUAAAAAUAUGUUUAUUAUUAAAUAUUUUAGUUAUGUUUCUCUAUGGGGGUUUAAAAUAGAAGAACUUAAUUGUUGAAUAUCUGAUCUUGCGAAUGAAUGAAUGAAUUUUAAAUUGCUCUUGAAUUUCAGAUUUAAAUGAGUUCUGGAUUCUAUAGAAAUCCUUUUAUAUUUUCUUUGAUCCCGAUGAUUUCAGAUUACCAUAUGGUGCCUAUGAAAAAAAUUCUCAUUAAAAGUCAAAAAUAACCUUAGCGAUAGAAGCCUUUGGAAAUCCUAUACCUAGCCUAUCUCAUGUUGAAACUUCUGCAAUACGAAAAUUAUCGACAUGAAAACAGUAGCGCGAAGAAUUACGCAAACAACUAACAGAAAUUUUAAGCAAGAUCCAGAUAUAGUCCACGUUGCUGAAUUUUUAAUGAAUCGAUUCUGUUUGGUUACAUUUAAAAAAAAUAUUAUGAGGCAGGAUACCCCUCAAGCGCACUUGUUUAGUAUAGAUGACUCUCUUCUGUACCAAGGAUUCUUUGUUGAUUUUGGACCGCUGAACUUGGGACUGAUUUACAGAUACUGCUUGAUGGUUGCAAGUAAAUUGAACUCAAAAGAGUUGAGCCAGAAAAUGAUAAUCCACUACACUUGGAUGGACCCGAGGAAACGAGCUAAUGCCGGACUCCUGGCAGCCACCUUCGCCGUGCUCUAUUUAGGCCUCACGCCGAAAAAGGCCUGGGACAUUCUUCGCAUACAGAAGGGUAAUUACGAAAUGUCUCUCAGCAAAAUUGGUUAUCUGCCGUUCCGAGAUGCGCAACCUUUCACCAAUAAAGAAACUAUCGAAAAUACAAUAUCCAUCUACGACUGCUUAAAAGCUAUGGAUUGUGCAGUUGUUAACAACUUUGUUGACUUCAGUGACUUCUUGUUAGGACACUAUGAAGCAUUUCAGAUAAAUGGUUAUUCAUUAUUGAACUGGAUCGUUCCCUCCAAACUCUUGGCUCUUUGCAACCCGUCCAAAGAAUCCUUGUCCCCGCUGAAUAUCAAUAGGCUCAUUCGCUACUUCCUGCAUUACAACGUUGGAGUGGUUGUGAGACUCAACGAAGCUACCUACAGUGCUUUGAGGUUUACAGAUGUAGGGAUCAAACAUGUGGACCUUUAUUUUGAUGAUGGCACAGUACCACCAUAUGAAAUUCUUUGCGACUUUCUAAAUCUAGUUGAAAAUUCAAAACAGGCAGUUGCAGUGCAUUGUAGGGCAGGACUGGGUCGAACCGGAAGCUUGAUAGCUGCAUAUUUGAUGAAACAUUACCGCCUGACCACCAAGGAAGCAGUAGCGUGGCUAAGGAUAUGCAGGCCUGGAAGUGUAAUCAGUCACCAGCAGGCCUGGCUGGAUGCCAUGCAGUCCCAGCUCUGGGAAAGUGGCAAUAUUUAUAGAAUGAAUCACUCGGGGCUUCAAGAGCGCUUAACAAAACACAAGCUAGGGAUAUAUAGUAAAAACCAAAUAAAAGUUAAGAAAUCGUCGUAUUUGAUUAAAAGAAAGGAUUCUAGAAGAAAUUCUUGAAGUUUCAACUAACAAGAAAUAAAGAAUAAAUGUAUUAGGUAAGAAAAUCAAAUGAGCUGUCAAAAAUAAAAUUAAUUAAUUUCAGAAUUAUUCCUGAUUAUUCAAUACUGAUAAAUUAAACAAUUUUGCUUUUUGAAGUAUUGAGUACUGACUUCUAACUUCUUUUACAACAACUUUAGUGCAUUUGAUCUAUUUGCUUAAACAACUCAAUAAAUGUUCACUAGAUCUAUAUUGUUUAUAUAACAAUUAAUUUAUUCAGCGAAAAAUAGAACACUGUUAUCCCAUUACAUUGAUAAGAAUGGAAAAGAAUCAGCAAUUAAUAUGUUAUUUUACCACUUCAUUCUCUCUAAAUAUUGUACAUUGCAGGCAUAGGGGUUGUUGUUAGAAGAGGAGCAAACUGUUAAUUGGUCAUUUUUGACAACUCAAGGUAGCUACUUAUUGGUUGUCCUCCAGUUGUAGUAAGAAGAAUAUCAAGAUUCAAACUCGAUGAAUAAUAAAAUAUUUGACAAAGUUAUUUAUUAAACUAAUAAAUAUUAGUUGAUUUAGGUAAAAAUUAAACCUUCUCGGGUUCUUAUCUAAACAAGUUCAGCUAUCACAUCUCCCAGAUAUGGGAGUGUUCAAUCAAAUAUUUUUUUCUAACCUUUAUUUUAAGAGUGUUGGUGAAGUAAAAUUUACUUCAAUUCAGAAGAAUGGGCUGUAAAACAUGUUACUGUGUCUAGGCCUCCUCAAUAAAUAACUGCCAGGAUUCUCUGUCUAAUGCCGCUGCCAUCCAGUCCUUGUGUCUCUAGCCACACAACCAAUGCUCCGAGCUUUGGUCUGCCGACCCUUUUUUUAUCUGUGGAUGACCUUCAAAAGCAGUUUCCUCAUUAUUCAUCCUUGCCACAUCACCUUCCCACCUUAAUCUGACUUGCUUAACAACCGAAGCUGUCAGGCACACCUUAGAGAUCUUAAAUCUCCUUUUUGGUCUUGUUAAUAAUGAUAAUAAUCUUCUGAAUUAUUGAAGGAAGUUAGGCGACUGUUCUACAUAUCAUGCAUAAUAAAUAUUCAGGACGCAGUCAUUAUAAAGUUUUUAUUUUUGCCGUUUCAACCCAAAACAUGUGGGUCAUCAUCAGGGGCAGUGGGUGGUUUGAGUACUGAAGGUAUUCAAGUACUCAAUGUCGGCAAAAAGAAAAACUUUAUAAUGACUGCGUCCUGAAUAUUUAUCACCCAUGAUAAUAAUCGUCUGUUAAUAAUGAUAGGUAAUAUAAUAUUCACCAAAGAAUCUUUCUCACAAACAGCAGAAUGUUUAAAAUGCUAUUUAAAAAUGACUCCAGG